Messenger RNA from Leptopilina boulardi, 1185 nucleotides. RefSeq lists its product as uncharacterized. The record is from RefSeq and is a predicted model, not a curated record. The transcript is spliced from 2 exons. Bases 1 to 1185 code for a protein of 394 amino acids. Lineage: Eukaryota; Metazoa; Arthropoda; Insecta; Hymenoptera; Figitidae.
AUGGUGAAACCUGAAGUCGUUGAAGGGGACGCCGCGAGUGCUGCAACAGUGAAAGCGUGGAUAACCGGUGAUAGCAAAGCGAAAUCGGAUAUUAGUUUAUCGAUACAUCCCUCAGAACUUAAACAAAUUAAGGGAUGUGCGACUUCGCGGGAAGUCUGGUUGAAGCUGGAAUCGAUAUUUCAGUCAAAAGUUCCGGCUCGGAAAGCCACCCUAAUUAAACAGCUCACCUUGCAGCGAAUGGACGACGGCGAUGAUACACGGGAACAUGUGCGAAAAUUUUUUGACGCGAAAGACAAGCUCGGUGAAAUGGAUGUUGAAGUGAAUCCCAAUUUGCUUUCGAUUUUAUUGUUCUAUAGUUUGCCCACAUCUUUUGAAAAUUUCAGAUGUAAAGAAUUUGGACACAAAGUCGCGGAAUGCACGAAUCGGAAAGACGAAAGAAGUCGACAAUACGCGAAGAAAGCCGACGAUGUUGUUUUGUGCGCGAUUGAAAGUUUUGUCGAAGCACGACGACGAAUCAAAACCACCAUUCAGAGAGUUAGUGGGUGCUCUUAUGUAUCUUGCUGUGGCCACGAGGCCGGAUAUUGCUCAUGCUGUGAGCGCUCUCAGUCAAUUCAACUCCAGCUUCGGUCAAACACAUUGGACAGCGCAAAACGCGUUUUGAGGUACCUUAAAGGUACAAUAAAUCUAGGACUCUCUUAUCAGUCAUCGGAAGGUCAAUUGGAAGGAUUCGUUGAUGCGGACUGGGCCAGCUGUUUAGUCGAUAAAAAGUCAUACACCGGGUAUGUCUUUACUUUGAAUCGUGGCGCUAUUUCCUGGAAUUCCUGCAAACAGAAAACAAUAGCGCUCUCUUCAACAGAGGCCGAGUACAUGGGAUUGGCCGAAAUAACAAAAGAAGCAAUCUACCUUCGAGGAUUCUUGUUAGAAUUCGGAUUCAGAGGUCCAGAAGCAGUCAAGAUUUCCAACGACAACAUGGGGGCCCUAAAGUUAUCCGAAAAUCCUGUUUUUCACACGAGAAGCAAACAUAUUGAUGUGAGACAUCAUUUUAUACAGGAUUCAUUGAAAAACGGACUCAUAAAAAUCAAUUAUCUGCCCACCGAAGCCAUGGUCGCUGAUAUCCUUACAAAAGGUUUGCCUGUUCCAAAACAUCGAAAUUGUGUUCAAUUGCUGAGAUUAGAAGAAGUUUAA